CUGUUCUGUUCAGCUGUCAGUUUGUAUUUGAACUGCCGUCAACGUGGACGCGAAUUUCGCAGCGCUCGUACUGCCAGACGAGGCACAUUAAUCCACACCGUAGUAAGCUAGUGCGUUGUUGGAAGGAUCAAAAUCACGUCUCUCCGCCGUUUCGAUAGUUCUCCUGCUGCUGCCGCGACGGCAGGUGAGAUGAACUUUGGAUGACUUGUUUUCCUACGGUACGCACGGAGGACAAGCAGUCUGAACGGCACAGUUAACACUGAAGGACUACCGUGCGGUCGUUGGUUCCGGUUUUGAAGUUCGAGUGUUUGCCCGGAUGUGGUGUGCGGCGUGAGAAAAUGACUCUGGCCAAGGUGUGAAAAGUAAUUGAAAAUUAAAGAGCCCUCGACCGGAGCAUAGGAAGAGCAGUUAGUUACUGGUAUAUGUGUGGAAAUUUAUCGCAUUUCGUGAUUGCUUGGUAGCAAAUUUUCGAAGAUCAGCAAGGGAAAGUUUUUUUUGAUGUUUUGAUAAGUGCUGGGUUGUGUUGGGGAUUUUUUGGUCUCAAAAAGUGGCUAACCUGUGGGGGUGGUGUCACUCUCCCAAGUGUUUCCCGAUGUGGCGAAGCUGAAGUGAAAUCGAAUACUGAAGCAGAUGGAAGAUAGGCUUAUGCUGCCGGGGUAGACGUGAAACAAAAAAGGUGGUUACGUAAACGGGCAAUUAUUUACCUGUACAUGUACUGUGUGCUACCGCGCUGGGAAAGUGAAAAAGGCAAGAAAUAUUACGAUAAGGAUUAGGUGAUUAGGCGAAGUGUUUCAUUUCCCACAGUCUGUGUGCGUACCGUGUGAAGUGGGCUGGCGAAAAGCACCCACUUGUGUUUAGCGCGCUCCAUCCUCUGUUGUACAUUUUGGUCGAGUGAGGGAAAAAACGCAACUGCUUUGUUGUCGAGUUCGAUGCGUUGAGCAUGCUUUACUCGAGCCCCAUUGUGUCGGUCAUUUAUUUCCCUUAUGCGGUCUAAUCCGAUACUCAAAGCAACUCUUGGUGAACGCUUUUCAUCAACUUGAGGUAAGCCAACGCCAACGGAACAACGGUGCACGGAAGACUCCAGCAGGGAAACAGAAUUUAUUAAGCCGAAAGUAAACUUCCUCCGAGCGGAAAGCGGAAACUGGAAGCCUAAUCCGAAGGCUAAUAAGUACUGAGAAAUUUUGCUCUACGUCUACGGUGCCCGGUUGUAAAAGCUGUGCAAGCUUAUUUAAACAUUACACAAGAUCUGGCAGCUGAGAGUUGUGCUCAGCUCGGGUGUACUUUUUUCUCGUUCGCGAAAAGUGGAUGACUGAUACUGGUACUGACAGUGUCCCGAAAGGAUGUCCAUUGUGGAGUAGGAGCGGUACGGCGCUGAAGUAUUAAGGUGAAUAAUGGUUUUUUAUUGGAUCAUGUGUUUAACAACCUGGAAGCACAGAUUGACCAGGCUGUAAAUAGCGUGGAUGACUCAUCGCAACGGAAGUUAUAAGUAUUGAAGGUCGAACUUGAUGAGUGACAGCAACUCCCCAACAGUAACUCCCGCCGUCGUUGAUCGCAAAUCGAUACACUCUCGGUGAUCCGUUUCAAGCUGGAAUAUGUAGUGCAGCAUCGGCUUCCGCCAGCAGCAGCAGCAGUAGAAAGCUCUGACCGACGCGUUGAAAAUAAAGAUGAAAAAUUUAUGGAAAAUGUGUUGCAAGCGGAAAACACAGAGCGUAGUUUAUGAAUAAUUUUCGCUCAGCUGACAGUCGGAAAACUCGAACAGUCUGCGAUAGUCGUCUGGUUUUCGGCAUUGUUUAGCAGUUAGACUUUUGACUGUGAGCUCGGUUGAUUUGGGUGCGGUUCCGACAAUUGUCAACCGCAGAAUUCAUUUCGGUUUUACAUCGUCUUCAAUAUUUCAAACCAUAAAGCUAACGGUUCGAGUGCGAAUUCGUUUAGCGUAAUCGGCUUUCGAUAGAAUCCACGUUGAAGGGCCCGUAAACCUGAGAUAAAACAAAUCACGACCAUUAGUGCGCGGUGGAGUGAGGCAAGCGUCUGUCUGUGAAAAGCUAGCGAAGCGGUAAAUUGCAAAAAGCAUCCCGCUUUUGUCGUCGAUUCAGUGUAGCGUGGAGUAAAAUCAAAAUAAAUACCGGGCCAUAAAUUUCAGCGGGCGCAACUUUACAAUUGGGGCGGGUGGGGAAAAGCUUUCGCCAGUGGAAGAAGCGAGAUAGAAAGCCAGAAGGGACCGGAAAACCUUUCCCAUAAAUUAUCCAUUUCGAUAAACAAAUCAUAACCGUAAAAUGAGGCUGAAACGACUAGGUAGAAUGGAAAUUUAUGACGUCGAUCGACAGACCUACAGUGGUGCCGGUGUUCUAGACCGGGAAGAGCCACCGAAUGGCCAAAGCCAGCCGAACGGUGAUUGCCGCUUGCUUGGGAAUGGCUGCGAAAAUACGGUUGGGACGGUCGUUAGACUCACUAGCCAAGGGCCGGAUAAUCAAGCGGUAGCUCUUCCUCGUUUGAACCACUUUGACAACAGUUCGAAUUUGAGUGCAACAUCGCUGCAGCCAGCCGUCACCAAUACCACCACCGCCGCCGUCACCACAGCUGCCCCCAGCAUACCGACCGCGUGCUACCGCAGCAGGAGACUGCAAACGAUGACGGCAGGCAGAAAAGUUCGAUCCCAUCUGCAGCUGGUGACAGUAAUCGCCGCGGUGCUGCUGACACAAUUGACUGUAAAUAUUAGUAUAGGUGAAGCAGCCAGUCAGGUACUGAACAAGGCGGAGCCACUGUUCAUCACCCGGUCGGAAGCGUUCAAGUUUGCCGUUGGUGACACCAUCACGCUACCGUGCGAAGUGUCCUCCCCAGGAUCGUACGUGCUAGCAUGGAAACGCGGUAUCGCCAUCCUGACGGCGGGCACGGUAAAGGUAACACCGGAUCCCCGGGUGCGGCUGGUCAACGAGUACACGCUGCAAAUUUUGGAUGCCGCUGCCCAGGAUGCAGGGGACUACAUCUGCCAGAUUGCGACUAUGAACCCACGCGAGAUAACGCAUCACGUGGAAAUAUUGGUACCGCCCAAGAUAACGCACGUGACCUCCGGUGGCCACCUGCAGGUGCGGAAAGGCUCCCCGGUACGGCUGGAAUGCUCAGCCACCGGUAACCCGAUGCCAAAUAUCACGUGGACACGAAAGAACAAUCUACUGCCAAACGGAGAGGAACAGUUCACAUCCUCGGUGUACGUCAUCGAGAACAUGGACCGACACAAAGGUGGCACCUAUAUCUGUACGGCCAACAACGGGGUCGGCCAGGUUGCGACCAGUCAGAUCAUUCUGCAUGUUCUCUAUCCACCAGAGAUAAGCGUCGAGAACCCGACCGUGUACUCCGGCGAGGGCCAGGAGGCUAUGCUCGUGUGCAUUGUGCAUGGCGAAUCGCAACCGGAAAAGGUACUGUGGCACAAGGACACAAUGCAGAUCGAUCAAACCGAGCGGCACGUGAUUGAGAGCCGCGGGGCGCGCCACACGCUUAUCAUCCGCAAGGUGCACCCGCAGGAUUUCGGCAACUACAGCUGCAUAGCGGACAAUCAACUGGGCAAGACGCGGAAAACUGUAACGCUGACCGGGAAGCCGAAAGCGGCCGUCUUCCGCUCGAUGCCCAACAGCCAGUGGAAGGACCGGUACAACAUUUCCUGGAUCGUUGAUUCGCACUCGCCCAUCGAGGAGUACAAGCUGUACUAUCGGCUGGUGGACGGAGACCUGCUGCAGAAUCACGACGGCGUCUACAUGGACAACCGAAAAUCGCAUCACACCUACAUGGGUGGCAAUAUGCUAGAGUACGACCGGAAGAUAACCUCAUUCGAUGCCUACUCGUACAACAACGCGUACGGUGGUCACAAUCUGCACCACAAGUGGUCCAAGACGGACUGGCGGGACGUGGUGCUGCCGGCUUUCCCGUACUCCCAUCACUACACCCAAGGCAUGAGCUAUCUGCUGCGAGGUCUCGAACCGGACCAGCAGUACGAGGCCCGAGUGCAAUCGAGGAACCGUUACGGUUGGAGUGAUUUCUCCGAGAGCUUUCUAUUCACCACGUCAAACACAGAUACCGAAAUCCGUGAUCUCAGUGUAACACACCGUGGCUCCAACGGUAGCCCCCAGCGGAUCAUCACACAAUGUCUCCUUUUCACAGCGCUGGUCGCAGCCGGAAUGUUUCGGCUGAGCUUUUGAAGGUAAUUGUUAGUGACUCUAGUGGCACAAUAAUUCAACCAAGCCCCGAUGACGAAAUGCCGUGAGAGGAUUGAAUAUUAAUCCAGCACCAUCACCACCAGCACCACAAUCAUCCGUAUCCGCAUCCGCCGGGAAGGACAGAAGCUCUACAGAAGCAUAAGCGCAGGAAUAGCCUAUUUUUCAUCGGUAAUCACGUUAAUCGAUUAUUGUGUUUGAAUUACGUUCAUUUGUUGAAUCAAUUAUCGAAUGCAGCGAAGCAGAUCGAACGGUUAUCCUUUUUCAAAGGGAGAUUAAGGCUUAAUAUGAUUUGUCGGCAUGGUUUAUAGUGGCACUCAGCAGAAGAGGGGGUUGAUUAUUAUGAAUAUCCAUACGUUUGAGGCUCCAAUUGGUUUGGGAUAUUCUCAUGCAGAACACGGUUAUGCGACAAAAAAAACGAUGAAACCAAAAAGACUAUUUUUGAUAUUGAAUAAAAAAGAAUCAUUAAUUUAAAUAAACAACAAAAGAGAAUGAAUAAAUCAUGAAAAAAAUGAACGCUGAAAGAGGCGAUAAAGUUAAUUUAAAUUUAAUUAAAAUUGAAUUACCGAAAACGGGCACACCGCUGGAGUGUUUUCCAUUUCGCAUUCCGAAUUUACGCCUGUACGUUUGUUCCCCUUUUCAACGCUCUUCCGCGAGUUAAUGGAUAGUGCCACAUGAAAAACGUAGGAAAUUUGCGGUCACCGCUGACACUUCUGAGGUAUUUCGGGAUUUAUAAUGGGGUCGGGGGGAUGAGGGGUGCUGAAGCAAAAGCGUCACCAUUCGGAUCAAAACCACAUCAUUGAAACCAGUCAAAUUGUCAUAGGUUGUAUAAAUUAUUAGUAUCAUAAGUAAUUUUUAUAAAACUAAAAUCCAUUUUUCGGGGGCUCGGUAGCAGACGCCCCUGCGGCAACGGAGUUUCGAGUAAAUUGAAUGCAAUUUAAAUGAAACAAUAAAAACACAGCUUUCCGGAGGCGACACGGCAAAAGGUCGGUAAUUUAUUUCAAUUCAAUUUCAACUUCAUUUUCGCACCCUCUGGUCUAAUUACACUGAUAGAAAAAAAUUCAUUUUUUCUAGUCGUGAAGAAAAUACACCGGAUAAAUGUUCACUGGAAAAACCGUCAGGUAGUGCCAACAAUUAGAGAUAAACUAACACUCAGUAAAAAAACAGAAAAAAAUCGCACAUUUUCACUCGUGUCAAUCUGGUUGACAAACAACAAACCCUACUGUGGGAACAGAAUCAGAAAAAAAGAACUGUUUUUCUCUUGAGGCACGGGAUUCGUUCCUGAUCAGUGGACCGAAUUUGAAUAUUCAAUCACGCCUCGUGCACAAAAGCAGUUAAUUUCGAUUUUUACGAACGAUAUUCAUGUAAUUUUGAACGAAACAGACUUCUGCAAACACUUUUUUUAACAAUCUAUAUUUUCUCAUCCAACCGUCAACGAACUAGAUUAACGUAAUUUAUGUUUCAUAAACAAACUUUUGCUCGAAACGACAAAAAAAAUUAAGAUCAUCCAAAUUUUUCGAUAUUUAUCAUAAUUGAUUGCUCCUCCAUAACUGCGGCAUGCACGAGAGUGAGAGAGUCCCCGAAGCGUCGCCAUCUCGGUCGGUUGAGGCUUCCGGCUUUCAUUAGCACGAUGAAUGUUCGCAUUUUCAGGAUUGUUUUCCCCCGUCACACGGUGUGGACAAAUAAAACGCGCGCGCGGAAGUGAACACAAUGGCUGUCACCAUUUAUUGAAAUUGGCUCCGCAUCGGCCAGCCUCGCCAUUCUGUUGAACGUAGCUCUCUGUCUCUCUGUGUCUCUGUUUGGCCGCAGUAUGGUUAAUGCACUUGCAAGUAGACUGGAAAAAAAGUUGGCUAUUCACGCUACCACGUUGUGAUUGCUGUUCCGUGAAUCGAUCGCAAUUGGUUUUAAUUCGUUUUCACUCAGAUGGGAAUCUCGUUUUUUUUAUACUUAAUCCUGAUGCGGGAAUUUGCCUCAAAGAUGGGCUCAUUGAGUUGAAUGCGUAGAGUAAUCUUUUAGCUAUGAAUACCAUUUCAAAAAAUUUCCUUUACAAACGUUUACAAUUUACAAACGUUACAAAUGAAGAGAAUGAAUUCGCUGCAAACUAUUGCUUAGAUUUCUCUAUGUUUACUUCCUUUAUUGAAAAUCUGCUUAUUGAGCUGUUAUUCAGUUAAUGUGCAGGUAAUAAGAACAAUUUUUCGAGGAAAAAGUUUUGUGGUGUUCAAUAACCCCUAGUGGAAUGUUUCUCAGCAGUUUUGAAGAGCCUGAAACUGCACUCCGUGAGUGGUUAUUGCUUAUAUAUUUUCUAAUUUAGCUGAACAAACCUUUCCUGCGAUAUGUUAAGUAUAAAUCAAUUAUCAUUUUCAAAUGCCUGCCUACACUGUUUCACCACAGACUAGAUUUCGAACACUAAUAUCUUGAUUAACAGCUAAAACAUUGCCUAAAACUUUGCCGUAAUAACUGGAAUAUUUUUACAAUACUUUACUUUUUAAAAUUGUGUACAUUUAAUUUUUCCAGCAACACUGCUACAGCAUGCUGCUAUGGUAAACUUGCUUAGGGAUGAGAAAUAAUUUCUCGUGCAAGUAAGUUUGAAAGUGUGCUUAUUGCUCAUCUUCGGAGGAGCCUCCAAGAUGAAUUUUACAAGAUAUCAUCUCUUAUUACAUGAUGGAAUUGGCAACAGCAGCAUACUGCAGCAGUAUUGCUAGUAAAAUUCGUCAAACAUUUAAUCAGUCUGAGGUGAAUAAUUUUUUCUACAAGCAUCGUAGCGCCUUACGGUCUUUAUAAGAGUUUGUCCCAGGGAAAUUUCCUAUAAAUAUCAUGUAUCGAUAUAUUUUUGGGAGCCAACUGGACAUCUCUAGAGAAUAAGUUUUAGUUUUUUUCCCAUAUAAAAUCGUAUGGAAACUUUAAAAAUCGGACGCAAAAAUAUACCGAUCGAUCUGAAAAGUUACACGGUUGUUAAAGGACCCAUAAGGAACACGAAAAGUGCAUGGGAGCUAGAAGUUAUUGUUUGUCCCAUCCUAGUAUUCAUAUUGGAUGUAUUUGGACUUCUUACAGUCGAAUACAACUCAAGAACGAAACAAACAAUAUCAAUAAAAUCAACUGCGCCACGGAUGUCGCAUUAAUAUGCAAAAGUAUCAACUGUCUUUUUGAAUUGUUUCUAAAACAUGUUUCUAGAACAACUCUUACACUUUUUGGGGCGUCUUCAGUUUGUGUAUCAAUUUAUUUCUUUUCCUCUAUUACAGUUAGUUGAUAUUUGCGCUAAUUAAACUUAAUUCAGCUUCUGCACAGCUUGCAGCACUUCAUUCAGCCUUCGAGCGGGAAAUAUGCAAUGUAGAAUGAUGAAGUUUAAUUGGGUGCAUAACUAGAGGACAUUUGGCAUAACUGAUUGAAGAGUUUAACAAUCAGAAUUCGUUCAAAUUUUUAUGAAGUUUCUUUUGAGACGAAAAAUAGUAUUUAUCAAUUGUAAAUAAAAGUUUGGGCACCAGCCUUAAACCUAAAGAUUGCAGUUUUAAAUCAAUGGAUGUUUUUCAUAUGUUAUUUAAAUAUGAGAAAUCCAAUAAUAUAAUAUGGAAAUCCAAUACAAAUCCAAUCACAUCCAGGGUGCUCCAGUAGUUUUUUUUAACAAAUUUUUACCAACUUUUGAAACAUUAUGUGAGCCAUCUUGUGGUAGAUUUUCCAGAGAUAUGUGCAAUUUGACAGUAAAGUUCUUUUUUACACGAUUCUAUGUACCGUGCAAAAAAACAUAUAAAGAACCGCGUUAUUUGGAAAUAAAAAAAGGCGUUAUUUGAAAAACGUCGUAAAAAAUCGUGUAUAAAAAACGGGUAAAAAAGAAACUGUGUAAAAACAGCCUAUUUUAGUCUGAUACCGUUACUGUUACUUACUGUAACGUGUAAACGUGUAAAAAAAUCGCGUUAUUUGGAAAAUCGUCGUUAAAAAGAAUCGUGUAAAAUAAAACCGUGUAAAAAAAUACUUUGCUGUAUUAUAUUCGAAAAUAAUGAGGGAACAUAAACUUGAAGAAUUUUACAAAUUUCCAUUAAAUAAUUUCCAUCAAAUAACUAAACUACAAAUACAGAAACCUUCUUCGGCAUCUCCUGGGUUGGCAGCAAAUUCAUUCGGUGGAAAUAUUUACAAAUUUGCAAUUUUAACUGGUAACACUGAAGCAAAAAAAAAGAUAAAAAUCCUUAAUAACCCGAAAAAUCUUAAAAAUCAUUUCUUGGGUUAUUUGAAUUUGAAAAUUACCAGACAUUUUUGGAGAUAAUGAAAAAAAUCAGAAUAAUAUCUUUUCUGGCCGGAAGGGUAGCCAGAAUGAAUAUUUUUGUAUUUAAAAACUAAAUUAACAUUUUUCAACAAAUGCAGCCAAUUUAUCAAUAAAUUUGAUAGUUUCAUCGUGUUCCUCGGAAAAUUUCACAUAGAAAACACCCUGCAAACAGAAGUAAUAUGAGCCAAUCUCGAGAUAUAACAAUUUUUUGGAAAUUGUUCGAAAUUCCUCGUUUUUAAUCCAAAAAUCAUAUUUAUUUGAAAAUGUCUGUUGUUUGUUCUAACUCAAAGAACAAUCAAAAAAUGAUUGUUAGGAUUUUUUGGUUAUUGAAGAACUCUGAAGGAAGAAAACUCUCCUAUUUUGCAAAAGUGUUGCCAGAUUUUUCAUUCCAACAUUUUUUUUUUUCAA
Messenger RNA from Wyeomyia smithii (pitcher-plant mosquito), 8868 nucleotides. Its product is annotated as hemicentin-1-like. The transcript is spliced from 12 exons. Gene Ontology annotation, biological process: homophilic cell-cell adhesion; synapse organization. The record is from RefSeq and is a predicted model, not a curated record. Gene Ontology annotation, cellular component: plasma membrane; neuronal cell body; axon. NCBI's taxonomy places the organism in Eukaryota, Metazoa, Arthropoda, Insecta, Diptera, Culicidae. Gene Ontology annotation, molecular function: protein binding; axon guidance receptor activity. The coding region runs from base 2274 to 4190 and encodes 638 amino acids.